Electrophorus electricus (electric eel) is the source of this 1336-nucleotide messenger RNA. Its product is annotated as tumor necrosis factor receptor superfamily member 11B-like. Gene Ontology annotation, molecular function: protein binding. Lineage: Eukaryota; Metazoa; Chordata; Actinopteri; Gymnotiformes; Gymnotidae. The record is from RefSeq and is a predicted model, not a curated record.
GAUGGAUGAAAAUAAAAGUAAACGAAGCCCUUGAUCUUUUUGUCUCCAAGGGCUCGACAAAGCAACAUGUUGUCUCUGGCUGUGGUGCUGUUCCUGACGCACAGCGGUACAACGCAAACGGUGAUUCCGACCUACGCGCACGUGGACGCGGUUAUGAGUGUCACGCUUACCUGUAGUCUCUGCCCGCCGGGAACGUACAUGCACGCGUUCUGCACUGCCACGAAAGACACAGUUUGCUUGUCAUGUCCAACGAACCACUUCACGCAGUUUUGGAAUUACUUGCCAAAAUGUCUGUACUGCACAAAUAUCUGUAAUAGAAACCAGAUUGUUAAAGAGCAAUGUUCACCUACAAGGAACAUAGUGUGUGAGUGUAAAGAAGGUUAUUACAGGCUUCAUGACUUCUGCGUAAAGCACACCCAGUGUCCUUCUGGUUUCGGCGCCAAGCAGAUAGGUACCGUACACAGGAACACGGAAUGCGAGAGAUGUCCGCGAGGAACAUUUUCGGCAGUGGUCUCUUCGUGCGCGCGGUGCGUGAACCACACGGACUGCGGUCAGCUUCCGGUUCUUCUCAGAGGGAAAAGUUGGCACGACAAUGUUUGUACAGCAUGUACAGAUCUUAAGGAUGGAAAGCGUGAAGCCUUGCUCAGGGACGUCCUGCAGGGAUUCUUCUCCCAUGCAAAACUGAAGAUGAGAAAACUGAGUAGAUUCGUCCAAUUGCUCAACCAUGACGGGCGGCCGGACCGUCUCCAGAGAUUUACGCUGCUUCUCGAUGUUAAGAGUUGGAUUGUAACAGCGCACAAACAUCAGUUGGCAAAAUUACCGGAGAUUCUUCGUAUAUCGGGCCUCCGCGGCGCCAAGGGAAAGAUCGAUAGAAUUUUAACGCAGUUUGAAAAGGCUUACAGGUUCUGUAAAGAUAUUUAAUUUAAAAAGCCAGUUUAGGUUUUUAUUAAGUUGUAGUUUCUUUAACAUAAUUUAUCGAUAGUUUAUCCUUUGUUAUCCAACCAGCCAAGUUGUAGCUGAUCUUGAAUGUGUUUUUCGUAUAGCUAUUUAUUUUCUAUCCUGAGUACAUACCAAGAAAACCGAAUAAGUUAACUAAACAAUAUCAGAUCAGUGUAAAGCACACAGCAAACUGUAGCCUUUCGUGUCUUUAAUAAGAACGCACUUUAUAUAUCGGUCCUGAUUGAUUUCUUGAUUGAGAAGUUCACUGUAGAACAAGAAGAAUUGCCCAUCUGCUCACCAAAUGUUGCCUGUGAUGGGAACCAAGAUCUGGCUGUGGAAUUAGUAUAUUUAGCACAAAAUCACAGAACUUAUUUUAUUUUUUUUUUACAUUCCUGAA